This is a messenger RNA of Petromyzon marinus (sea lamprey), 2695 nucleotides long. NCBI's taxonomy places the organism in Eukaryota, Metazoa, Chordata, Hyperoartia, Petromyzontiformes, Petromyzontidae. The record is from RefSeq and is a predicted model, not a curated record.
AUGGUGGUGGUGAUGGUGGUGAUGCCGCUGACUCCGCUGGCCACGGCAGCCGUCUCUGCACGACAGGCAGGGCCCGCCGCCGCCGACGGAACCGCGGCCAACGGAACCACGGCCAACGGAACCACGGCCAACGGAACCACGGCCAACGGAACCGCGGCCAACGGAACCACCGCCAACCGAAACGCCGCCAACAGAAUGGCCGCCAACGGAACCACGGCCAACGGAACCACGGCCAAUGGAACCGCCGCCGACGGAACCACGGCCAAUGGAACCACGGCCAACGGAACCGCGGCCAACGGAACCACGGCCAACGGAACCACCGCCAACGGAACCACGGCCAACGGAACCACGGCCAACGGAACCGCGGCCAACGGAACCACGGCCAACGGAACCACCGCCAACGGAACCACCGCCAACGGAACCGCGGCCAACGGAACCACGGCCAACGGAACCGCGGCCAACGGAACCACGGCCAACGGAACCAGCACCAACGGAACCAGCGCCGCCCUCCGUGUCACCGUCACCGGCAUCACCAAGAGCUCCGUGUCGUUGGCGUUCUCCGGCCCCGACACCGGCGGCUACACCUACACCGUGGAACUGGUGCCGGUGCCGGGUUGGCCAGAGCCCGGCACCGGCACCGGCACCGAACCGUCUCCCGUGGUGUCGCUCGCCUCCGCGUGGACCGGCGGCUCGCUCACGGCGAGGUGGCAGCCCGAACCGACGGACCCCAACGCGCGCCACUACCUCUACGAGGCCUGGGCGUGGCGCGGCCCCGGGCUGUCGGGCUCCCCGGCCGGCAUCGACGAGAUUCCCGACGCCGAUGCGAGAUGCCGAUCCUCGUCAACCUCCUCAACCUCCUCGUCCUCCUCGUCCUCCUCCUCGUCGUCGGCUUCCUGCACGAACGCGACGGAGGUGACCUUCGCUGGACUGGAACCCGCAACGGAGUACCGGGGGUCCAUCAGGGCGGUGGUCCAGGGGAAGGCUGGGGACUGCGUCACCUUCGCCGGAGUGACGGCGCCUGCCGCCGUGCGAGGCUUCUCCGUGUCCCUCACGACGCCCGUCACCGACUCAUCCGUCCCUCUCGAGUGGCUGCCGGCGUCGGCCGGGCCGGGCCUGGUGGCCCGCUACCGCAUCACCGUCGCCUCCUCCUCCUCCUCCUCCUCCUCCUUCAACUCCACCUCGUCGCCGCGAGUGCUCCUCGUCGAGGGCACCCGCCACGUGCUCCACAGCCUUCGGCCCGCCACUCACUACAGCCUCCUGCUGGCCGCCUGCAAUGGCCGCGCCGGGGGCGGUGACGCGCGAUGCGGCGCUGACGUGGGGCUUGACGUCACCACCAAGGAGCAAGUGAACCCCGCAGUGAUCGCUGGCGGGGUUCUGGGCGUCACGCUGCCGCUGGCCGUCAUCGGAACCCUCGGAUUCCUCUACCUGAAGCACAAGCACCGGGGCCGCCGAGACAACAAGCCCACAGUCAUCGCGAACCGCGCACUGCCCUUGAAGAAGCAGAGACGGAUCCGCAACCCCGUGCCCGUGAGCGGCUUCAGGCAGCACUUUGAGGCGUUGCACCGUGACUCGGACUGCGGCUUCGCUGAAGAGUUCGAGGAGCUGCAGGGAGUGGGGAAAUCCGAGUCGUUCAAGGUCGCCUCGCUGCCUGCCAACCAGCCCAAGAACAGAUACAGCAACAUCCUGCCCUAUGAUAAAUCGAGGGUUCAUCUUCAGCUCUUGGACCACGAUCCACACUCCGACUACAUCAACGCCAACUACAUCCCGGGCAUGCUGUCUGAGCGCGACUUCAUAGCCGCUCAGGGUCCCAUGAGCUCAUUGCUCAACGACUUUUGGCGCCUCGUGUGGGAACAGCAGGUCCAGAACAUCGUGAUGCUCACCCAGUGUGUGGAGGGAGGCCGUAAUAAGUGCGACCAGUAUUGGCCCUCAGCUGGCGUGCCGUGCCUGCACGGUCACGUGAUGGUGGAGCUACGCGGGGAGGAGCGACUCGCAGACUGGACCGUGCGGACCCUCCUCGUCUCCAACCAGCAGCAGCAGAACACGACGGACCAGGAGGCCGAGUGCGAGCGCUCCGUCCGCCACUUUCACUUCACGGCGUGGCCUGACCACGGCGCGCCGGCCGGCACCGCCUCCAUCGUCGCCUUCGCCCGCCUCGUGCGGGCCAACGCGAGGCUCUCCGCUCGCUCCACUCCCACGCUGGUGCACUGCAGCGCGGGAGUGGGCCGUACGGGCACCUUCAUAGCCCUCGACACGGCCCUGCAGCAGCUGGACUCCAACUCGGACGUUGACAUCUACGGCUGCACCCACACCAUGCGCUCCAACCGCAUGCUCAUGGUGCAGACAGAGGCCCAGUACGUGUUCGUCCACCAGUGUGUGAGCGACCUGCUCCCCGCCGCCCCUGGCGACGGCUUUGACCCCACGGCCGGCGUCUACGAGAACGUCCAUGCAGCAGGAGCAGCAGGAGCAGCAGGAGCAGGAGCAGCAGGAGCAGCCGCCGGGGGCGGCCGGAGCUGACGUCUCCAGCUCCUCGCUCUCCACCGCUGGAUACAAUCUUCGACGGCGUCACGAUGGGCUAGCGGAGGCUGUCGCCGUACCCGUCAACGCCUCAUCAGUGCCAUACCUUGUAACAACACCCCCUAUGUGUCCUGACUUGUGGGCCACCCCUGUAUGACGUCACCCCCUAUGUGUCCUGACU